UGAAUAUUUAAACUAUAGCUUCUGCAGUGAAGUAUUCUUCAACAAUGGAGGUAGACUACCCUGAAGAUUUCAGGUGUCCAAUCUCAAAGGAGGUGAUGAAGGACCCAGUCACAGUCUCCACCGGCCUCACCUACGAACGCAAGAACAUCGAGAAAUGGUUCUUCAAUUACAAGAAGAGCACGUGCCCUGCAACCAUGCAAUGCCUCCAUAGCUUCGACCUUACUCCAAACCACACCCUCAAACGUCUCAUCCAGAACUGGCAAAUCAACAACAACAAAACAAACCCAGAUUCUCAAUCUUGUUCUUCAUCGCCACAACCUUCAAUCAAUCACGAUGAGAUGGUGUCCCUGCUUCGUGCCAUUGAAUCUUCCCCUUUCAAGGUAACUCCCCUGAAGAAGCUCCGAUCUGUUCUUGGUGAUUGGAGUAGUACUUUAACGAUCAUGGAUUUUAUUGGUUCUGGUGGAAUUGAGGUUCUUGUGAAGAUUGUAAUCCAAGUUCUUGUCGAUUUCGAUGGCUUCAGAGCGUGUGAAGAAGCGUUGGGGAUUUUACAUCGUUUACCAUUACAAUCUGAAGAAGACAAGAUGUUCGAUCAAUUGUCGAAACCAGAAUGUAUAAAGGCUGUGACUCUGAUGCUUCAAAGAGGAAGCGCGGAUGCAAGGCUUUACGCAAUCGCAAUCUUUCAAAAAUUGGCCAAAGCCAAUUUGAUCUCCAACUGGUUGUUAAAAGACCAAGGUAUCGAUUUCUUUAAGUCUUUGUUAGAGCUCGUAUCCGACGAGAUAUGUAGCAAAGCUAGUUCUUGUGCCUUGGAAGUACUAAUAGAAAUACUGGGUUCUUCAAAGAAAAGCAGAUUAAAGGCCAUUGAAGCCGGUGCAAUAUGCCUCCUGUUAGAGCUCCUACUGGACUCUAAUCGAUUCAAGUGUGAGAAAAUCUUGCUUUUAAUCAAACUCUUAUGCGAAAUCGCAGAGGGAAGGUUGGCUCUAGUAGAGCAUGGACUCGGAAUCGCGGCGGUGACCAAGAAACUGUUACAUGUAUCAAAUGCAGCAACAAAGUUAGCUGUUAAAAUAUUGUGGUUGAUCUGUAAUUUCAAUCCAACAGAGAAGGUUGUGGAAGAAAUGAUGAUUUGCGGAUCGGUGAAGAAUCUCUUGGCGUUGAUGCAUAUUGAUGGAAGAUCAUCAACAAAAGGGAGAGUGAUGAAGAUGUUCAAGUUGCAUGGUAAUUCAUGGAAGAGGUACCCUUGUUUCCCUGUAGAGUUGAAUGAGUAUUUGGGUUUAGAGAAAUAGAUUAAUCAAAUGAAUUGAUGGUAAACACACACAUGUAGAGAUAAUUAUAAUUUUCUCAAUUAAGUUUGAAGUAGAAUUUUAGCCAAUAGCUUUGUUUAUUUUGGAGGGUUUGAUUUUUCUCAUGAACUUAUAUCAUCAUCACUAAUUGUCAUUUUUUUUAUUCUUGUCUUUGUCAGUAGUUGUUCCUGGAAAUUAGGAAAUCAUAUGUAUAUGUUCAACUCAUGUAAUCCUGCUCAUAUGCAAUUAGGGCUGUGUCAUUAUAUGUAAAAUUUGGAUUAAUCUCAUAUCAU
Molecule: messenger RNA, 1570 nt
Organism: Tripterygium wilfordii
Lineage: Eukaryota; Viridiplantae; Streptophyta; Magnoliopsida; Celastrales; Celastraceae
Product: E3 ubiquitin-protein ligase PUB23-like
Exons: 1
Coding region: 45-1280 (411 amino acids)
Biological process (GO): protein ubiquitination
Molecular function (GO): ubiquitin protein ligase activity
Source: RefSeq, a predicted model, not a curated record